UCCCUGUCCAGAGAGAGCAACUACUCUCAGCUUCAGCCCUUGUAUAGAUCCUCCAAACAGACUGAGAAGUAUGGCAAUGACAACUUGUUUGACAUGGAUGCAAGAAAAAAAGCUGCAAAAUCAUUUUGGAGAAAAGCAGUUUAGCCUUCUCUAUAAGGCCAGUGUCCAUGAAUUCUCUAGUGAAAGUUUGCUUCAGAGAUGCUCUAAACAAGGACCUAUUAUAACAGUGAUUCAUAGUGAAGAUCACAUUCUUGGGGCGUAUGUGCCAAAGAGCUACCCGGAAGACUGUUUCAUUAUCCUUUUUGCCUUUCAAGAGACUACAAUUUCACAUUGCAAAAUAGGGCCAUUUCAACUAUCUAUGUUGUUUUAUGAAAGUGAUAGAAAUUCUGAAUUCAAUAUAAACCUAGAGAAAAAAGAGGUGGCUAUUAGCAUAAAUACAAUGGACAAACUUGGACUACCUCAGUGUUAUAUUUCCUUCCAGGAAUGUGAAGUUUUUCGAUGUGAAGAUUUAUUGGACAAAAGGAGGAUGGAUGGGCUCACUGAGCUCAGGGAGAGCUUAUUGACUGCUAUAAGAACUUACGAACCAUAUGGAGGCCGGGUUUGCCAAGUACGAAUUCUGCUUUUGGGUCCAAUUGGAGCCGGGAAGUCUAGCUUUUUCAACUCAGUGAAGUCUGUUUUCCGAGGCCAUGUAACAAACCAGGCUUUGGUGGGGUCUAAGACAACCGGGGUGUCUGAAAAGUACAGAACGUAUUUCAUUAAGGACGGGAAGGAUGGCAACACCCUGCCAUUUAUUCUGUGUGACUCAAUGGGGCUGAGUGAGAAAGAAGAAGGGCUGCACAUGGAUGACAUACCCUGUAUCUUAGAAGGCUGCGUUCCUGACAGAUACCAGUUUAAUUCCAUGAAACCAAUCACACCAGGUCUUGGUAACUAUACAGGCUGCCCAAUGCUGAAGGACAGAAUCCAUUGUGUGGCAUUUGUAUUCGAUGCCAACUCUGUUGGUCACCUCUCUGAUGAGAUGGUGGAAAAGAUCAGAAGAAUUCGAAGGGAGUUGAUUAAGUGUGGUGUGGUCCACGUGGUAUUGCUCACUCAUGUGGAUACCUUGGAUCUGAUUACAAAAGGUGACCUUAUAGACAUAUACAGAUGUGUGCCUGUGAAACUCAAGCUAGAGGCAGUUCACAGAGAACUUGGAUUUGCUCUUUCUGACAUCUUUGUGGUUAGUAAUUAUACCUCAGAGUGGGAGCUGGAGCCUGUCAUGGACGUUCUGAACCUCUCUGCAUUGAGACAGAUGCUGUGGGCUGCAGAUGACUUCUUAGAGGAUUUGCCUCUUGAGGAAACAAGUAGAUGUUUUUGAGAUAUAGAAGCUUGAAGGUGUCAGCUACAUGGCUACUUCCGGUUUGGGUACAUCCUAGAGGAUCUAUACUACUUCUCAUCCCCCCUGUCUUAUUUUAAAAUGAAAUAUUUGAAAUGAUCGACCUGUGUCAUUCCCACUGUCUGAACAUCCCAAGCAGUAUCCUUGCCCUCUUCUGUUAAAAUGGGCUUUGCUGCUUGGGACCCAGAAUGGGAUUGGCUCAGCAUUGUUUCUGAUCAGAUGUGAUCUUUGAUAAUCGGUUCUCCUUCAGACCUUAUACUUCCACCUUUAUUGACUUGACUUUUCAAUGCCUCUCCCUUGUCAAAGUCCCUCUUAAUACAGUGUGGUCAGUUCUGGGUAGAGGUGUGUGCCUUUCCUGUUUACAACCUCAGAUUUUAGUGUUAUGUGUAUUUUCUGUUAUCAGCCUGUGCAUAGUACACACUGCACUGUUCCAAUCAAAGAUCAGACAGAAGUAUCAAUCUAAACUCAAAUCUUAUUUUAGCUUGUGGGAAAUCAGAGUAUCAUAUCAUCUCUAGUUCUCUCUCACUCACAAACUCCUGGGAAACUCUCACACUACUACUUUUGCUGUCCUGACUCUGCCAUCUUGGUUUUUCUAUUCCUUCUCUUCCUCAUGGUGCAUGCAUUCCCAAAGUCAGGGUUGGCUUAGACCUCCUGUAGCCCAAUGUUUCUUCUUCCUACUGGUUGCUUUUCCCUAAAUAAUCCAUUAAGAAUAUUUUGUUUCUCUUUACUAAGAGAUCAGAGGAAAGAAAUGAUCAGGUGUAAGUAAAGAAAAUAAAUAAGUGAAUGCUUUGCAUAUUAAAAAGUUUUUAAUCUCAUCAUAGAAGAUUAAACAGUGCGAAAUGAGAAAACAUAGGAAAAAGAGAAAUAGUUGAACCUGAGGGGGGUAUUUUAUUUAAGUCUGGAAUGAAGUUACACAUACAAGAUCAUAAUACUUAUAAAGAGGAACAGGACAAUUUAAAGUCAUUAAUUGUAAAAAAAAAAUAUAACUUCUUUUAAAAUUAUGUUCUG
Messenger RNA from Balaenoptera musculus (blue whale), 2377 nucleotides. RefSeq names its product interferon induced protein 44 (gene IFI44). The coding region runs from base 71 to 1351 and encodes 426 amino acids. The record is from RefSeq and is a predicted model, not a curated record. The transcript has 8 exons. Lineage: Eukaryota; Metazoa; Chordata; Mammalia; Artiodactyla; Balaenopteridae.